AUGAGGAGCAUUCUAAAUAGCGUAUUUAUUGUGAACCAUAACGUUGGCAAGAACGCAAAGUGUAGGAGAUUCGUUUCAGCCACAGGUAGAGUGAAAAAUAUUUUCGACAGAAAAUAUGUCUUCAAGGGGAAGGACUACUUCCUCUGGAGUGAAGGGAGAAACGCACAGCAGGAGGGUGUCCAUCUCACGGGGAAAAACAGAAAAUGCUUUUCAACCUUUAUGAAGAAUGUUAUCGAGCAGGUCAAAAAAGACAUGAAGGAAAACAAGCAGUACCAGGAGGCCCUGAAGGAGCUGAAGGAAAAAACCGAAAUAGACCACAAGGCGGUGAAGCUGAAAAAAAAAAUCGAGGAAAACAUAAAUCUCCUAAAGCACAUAAAGGAAAAAAAUGAAGAAGCAGUGAAGCUUCUCUACAGUGAUGUCAGCAAUUUUAUUCGCUACUGUUUUGAGAAUUACACACUUUUUAGGCUUUCAAAAAAUGCCACUGUGAAGUUUUUUCUGAUUCUGCAAAAGUUGCUUCUGUGUACAAGCAGCAAGGUAGCAGAACUGGCGGACAAGUGGAAUGAGAAGAACAGCGCCUUGGGGCAGCUGGACAAGUGGAGGCAGGAAAUGGCCAUCAAGCGCUACAAGAGGAGUGCGCGUGGGGGAAGCGAAGGAAGCGGAGGAAUGGGAGGAAGCGACAGAAGCGGAGAAAGCAAUAUGAACAACACUUUGGACAGUGACGCCCACCCCAGUGAUGACCUCGGCAAGGGGAAAACCGGAUCCCUGCCAAACCAAUCCAAAACGGAGAGUAGUGCAAACAAAGCGAGGCAAUCUGGAAAGCACUCAGAAGAGGGGGUUGCAGAGGACAAACCCGGGACCAGCGAACUGGUACUGGCACAAGAAUCCGCAUGGGACAAAUUUGGAAGCAAACUGAAAGACAUGCCAUUUUUAAACAACUUUUUUGAAAAUCCCAUUCUGGGCAAAUUAUUUGGCGAAACCGAACUGGCAGCAGCCCUGAGGGAGAUGAAAAUGUACGACAAAAAUUUUAAGCUGUCUGAAUUGAUGUACCUCUUUGAGUUUGUUAUAUCGAAGCACAUCGUUGAGUCUUACCUAAUCGGUGAUGAAGAGACGCUGCGGCUGCAUUGUGGGCAGUCAGCUUUUAACUCCCUAAACGCAAGCAUAAAGGAGAGGAAGAAAAAAAAAGUAUACUUGGACACAAAUGUGCUGAUAUAUAAGAAUCACGAGCUAAAGGGGGCACAGAGAAUGGAGGAGAGUUCCCCCUGGUUCAUCUUCACCUUCCACACGCAGCAAAUCAACUGCUUAAAAAAUUCGAAUGAUGAAAUCAUCGAGGGGAACAUCGACGAUAUUCGCGAAGUAGUUUACACCAUCGCUCUGUCCAAGCAUCCCGAGCCGGAGAGGGAGGGCCUGCUCUACCCCUACAUCGUGCGCGAGUUUGCCAUCAUCGGGAACACUCCCUCGUGGUGA
Plasmodium inui San Antonio 1 is the source of this 1464-nucleotide messenger RNA. RefSeq lists its product as hypothetical. Gene Ontology annotation, biological process: protein import into mitochondrial matrix. Gene Ontology annotation, cellular component: mitochondrial inner membrane. The transcript has 2 exons. Gene Ontology annotation, molecular function: protein-folding chaperone binding. The record is from RefSeq and is a predicted model, not a curated record. Lineage: Eukaryota; Apicomplexa; Aconoidasida; Haemosporida; Plasmodiidae. The coding region runs from base 1 to 1464 and encodes 487 amino acids.